AGCCUUUAAAAAACAUGGGAUCAAUCAAAGGGUCCCAGUUGUAAACAAAUGAUGUUUCAAUCAAUCCAAAAACUGUGAAGAGUCCAACUGAAAAUGGGAAGUCUCUUUCAUCACCCCAAAUUUUAAAAAUCAAACAUUUCAAAAGUGAUUCAUCUCAAAUAACUAAUAAGGAAGCUAAACAAAAACCCCAAGCUUCAGAAUUUUCACUCUUCCAAGGAAGACCCAAAUUGAGAAUUCUCGUCUUGGUUCUAACAUUGGUGUGGAUUAUUGUUUCGGUUUGAAGCACAAACUUGACGACAACAUCUGAUCUGGCUGUCAUGCCCUGUGGGUCAUUGUUUCUGUUUGAGCCUUGAACUUGAUGUUGGCAUCUGGUGCGUUCCUUCUUUUCCUCUGUUUCAACUUACGUCUAAGAAGACCUUUAGCAUAAUGGGAGUUCCCUUACGAAGUGGUAAUGUAAUUAAACCAAGUGAGAUGACGAGGCUUACUAUAACAACUUUUGCUGGAGUUUUUUUGGGAUUCCUUAUAGGAGUAUCCUUUCCAACACUUUCAUUAACUAAGAUAAAUUUUCCAUCCAGCCUAUUCCUUUCCAUUGAUCUAACGUAUAUUGAGGACAAACAUUCUGGUCUUUCAACACGAAAACUAUUUAGUGCUUUGAGCUCUCUCAAGGAUGAUAAGGUUGUCAUGGUAGCAUCUAACAAAUCUGAGAAGACAAAGAUCUGGAUUCCAACAAAUCCACGGGGUGCUGAAAGACUUCCACCUGGCAUAAUCACAUCGGAGUCAGAUUUCUAUCUCCAUCGAUUAUGGGGUCAGCCAAGUGAGGACUUGACCAUCAAACCAAAGUAUCUCGUAACUUUUACCGUUGGUUAUAAUCAGAAAAGCAAUAUCGAUGCAGCUGUGAAAAAGUUUUCUGAGAACUUCACUAUUAUGUUGUUUCAUUACGAUGGCCUGACCACUGAAUGGGAUGAAUUUGAGUGGUCGAAGCGAGCUAUUCACGUGAGCGUUCAAAAGCAGACUAAAUGGUGGUAUGCAAAGCGGUUUUUGCACCCCGACAUUGCUGUGCCCUAUGACUACAUUUUUAUAUGGGAUGAGGAUCUUGGGGUUGAGAAUUUUGAUGCGGAGGAAUACAUAAAACUUGUCCGAAGACAUGGUUUAGAAAUAUCACAGCCUGGUUUAGAUGCAAAUAGCGCAUCAUUGACAUGGGCAAUGACAAGGAAGAGAGACAACACUGAAGUUCACAUGGAUACAGAGGAGAGACCUGGCUGGUGUUCUGAUCAACAUUUGCCUCCUUGCGCAUCAUUUGUCGAGAUCAUGGCUACCGUCUUCUCUCGGGAUGCAUGGCGAUGCGUUUGGCAUAUGAUUCAGAAUGACUUGGUUCAUGGAUGGGGUUUGGAUUUCGCUCUUCGGAAAUGCGUAGAGCAGCCGUCUCAUGAGAAAAUAGGUGUUGUUGAUGCUCAGUGGAUUGUUCAUCAAGGUGUACCGUCUCUCGGGAACCAGGGGCAACCGGUGGGCGGAAAGGCAUCAUGGCAAGGGGUGAGGGAAAGGUGUAGGAAAGAAUGGACUAUGUUCCAAGAUCGGAUGACCGCUGCAGAGAAAGCAUAUUAUGAAGCAGUAGAAUCAAAUCCUUUUUAAUUGAACAUCUCAUUAGUUGAUGUUACUGGGAUUUUUCAUUUUCUUUAAAGCACUCGUAUCUUGUACAUAUGUCGGGCAGUUAAAAGAGUAUACCAACAAAUAUCCAGUACAUAUGUUGAACACUGAUCACUUCUAAGUUCAUUUAAUCCACCAAAUUGAUUAUUCGAUUCAA
Messenger RNA from Gossypium arboreum, 1801 nucleotides. RefSeq lists its product as uncharacterized. The record is from RefSeq and is a predicted model, not a curated record. Bases 427 to 1629 code for a protein of 400 amino acids. Lineage: Eukaryota; Viridiplantae; Streptophyta; Magnoliopsida; Malvales; Malvaceae. The transcript is spliced from 16 exons.